Drosophila obscura is the source of this 3752-nucleotide messenger RNA. RefSeq lists its product as uncharacterized. Gene Ontology annotation, molecular function: RNA polymerase II cis-regulatory region sequence-specific DNA binding; DNA-binding transcription factor activity, RNA polymerase II-specific. Gene Ontology annotation, biological process: regulation of transcription by RNA polymerase II. Lineage: Eukaryota; Metazoa; Arthropoda; Insecta; Diptera; Drosophilidae. The record is from RefSeq and is a predicted model, not a curated record.
AUGAAUGAAGGAAUAAAUAAAUAUGAGAAAAAAUUAAUGAAGUUUCUUCUGUGAUGUCUUGAAAAAUCGAACGGGGAUCAUCGGUAAAAACUGUAGCUUGGGUGUAUACAGGAAUGCAUAUCAUGUCCACAGAUAAUCCCACACAGCUGCUGACCACGCGGGAUCUUGGCCAAUUGCGUGGCCAUCUACAGGCGACAACAGCGCCAGCGCCAGCGACGGCACCAAGUGCCGUACAUGGAUACCGCAGCGUAAUCCCCCCACCUAUCAGCACCUCAGCAACAGCAACAUCAUCCACCACGAGUAGCAGCAAUAGCAGCAGCAUUCAUCACGGAGGUGGCAACAUGCAGGCCACCAGCUCAAAAUAUGUCGUCAUCCAACCGAACCACAAUGGCGGCUUCACGGCCUACGAUAGUAGUGCCAGUGCAGUAGCCACCUCGCCCACGGUCGGCGGUGGCGGUGGCGGUGCCGGAACGGGUGGAAAUAUUGUUCUUCUAGCCGCCGAGCCCCUGGAAAUGGGUUCGGCCGAUGCAUUGGCCGCCGCUGCAGCGGCAGCAGCGGGUGCGGACGAUGGAGAGCUGCGCUCCUUGUCGUGGCUGAGCGACAGCAAUCUGAUCAAGGGUAUUGUCACGAGCAGCGGCCCCACAACGGCCGCAUCGCAGGCGAAAAGGGCAGCAGCUGUGGCCCUCAAGGCUCCUGCGGCAGUCUGCCUUGUCGGCGAUCUCAUUGAGGAGCUGCCGGCAAGCAGCAACGAUAUGGCGGAUGCGGGUGAGCAGCAGGGGACGCCGGGUGGCGUCUACAGUACCACGACAGUGCACAAGGGACCCAGCGGCACCACCACAGUGGUGGAGUACAAGGCCACCAAGACGACGACGACGGCCACAAGAACAAGCUACAUGCCUGUGGUGGUGACCAGCAGCAACAGCAGCAUCAUCACACCAGCACAGCAGCAGCAGACCCAACAGAUAUAUGUGACCAGCAAUGGGACGGGUGCCACAACAUACAAGACCUCCUCCCCCACAUCGAUGGCCACGGUCUCUGUUUCGUCCGCCCUGCCCUGCUCGCCGAAUAAUAACAGCAACCACCACAAUACCACCACCCACCAUCCCCACAAGAAAUAUCUGCGGGAGAAGAUGAACGUGGACCACAGCAAUCAUGUGGCCUCCAUGGUGACGGUUGUCAGUUCGCCCGCAUCCUCCAACAAUUCAUCGCUUAGCUCCACCUCCGCUUCCGCCUCCGCCUCCUCCAUGUCGGCUAAUGGAUCAUCGGGGGGCAUCAAUGGGGCUGGAAAUAGUCCAGGGCCCAAGGCAGCCAGCAGCUAUACCACCGUCUACGAAACGGUUAAGUUCUCUGGCGCUGGAACAACGCCCUGCAGCAGCAGCAGCAGCAGCAGCAACAACCUCAGCAACAGCAACAGCAACAGACAGCACCUGCCCGAUCAUACGACGCUGAUAACCACAACGGGAUUGAUCAGUGCCUCGUCCCUGACGGGCAGCUAUAGUUUUGUGAAUCAUUUGGCCGGAUCCACGCAUGUCAUUGUGUCGCCGCCACCGCCGCCAAUCAAUGCAACAAUGGGGGCUCAUAAUGGAUCUGGAUCUGGAUUGAAUCUGCGAAGCCCCAACAGCUACAGCAGCUACGAGAAUGAGGAUUCGCUGAAGGAGUUCGAUAUGACAGUAAACUCCAGGAUGCAUACCAGCACCCCCCAAUAUGUGGCAGCGGCAGCCAAGAGCAGCAGCUACAACAACAACAACAACGCCAACAGUUCCUCCAAUACCACCAACGGAGGAGGAGGAGCCGCCGGUGGUGGUGGUGGUGGUGCAGGCAACACACCACAGAAGCAAAAGCAUCCCAACAAUGUGCCAUACGAUCCGCUAGUGCAUACAAACAACAAGCCGCCAUAUAGCUUUAGCUCCCUCAUCUUUAUGGCCAUUGAGGGCUCGAACGAGAAGGCGCUGCCUGUAAAAGAGAUCUAUGCAUGGAUUGUCCAGCACUUUCCAUACUUCAAGACGGCCCCCAAUGGCUGGAAGAACAGUGUGCGGCACAAUCUGUCGCUAAACAAGAGUUUCGUUAAAGUGGAGAAGGCCCCCAAUAUGGGCAAGGGUUCGUUGUGGCGCGUAGAGCCGCAACAGCGUCAAAAUCUCAUCCAGGCCCUCAAUCGGUCGCCAUUCUUUCCGAAUUCAGCGGUGGACAAGAUCAGUACAUCGCUGAAGAGUCCCAAUGGGCAGGGGGCAGCCCUGUCAUCAUCCGGCGGAUACGAUGGCAUUGAUGGAGUGGCUGCCGCUGCCGCCUCCGCCGCUCUCUCCACCAAUGGAAUGGGAAUGGGAAUGGGCUGUGGCAACUCUGCGGCUCCAGUGGCACUGGUCACACCCACAAAAAGCAAUGGCCUGGUGCUCGCCAACGGUGGUGCUAGUCAAUCGGCCGCCAUGCCAAACAGUCCAUUGGCGAACGCUGGCGGAGGAGGGAAUGCCAGUCAUGCGCGCGUCGAUCCGAAGCUGUUCCCCUAUUUGUCCAAGGCCUUCAGCAAAAUCCGCGAGGAGGUGGGCCGCCCACGCAGCAGCUGCUCCUCGGGCGAAGCCCUCGAUGACGAGGUCUCCGGCGAAUAUGCGGGCAACCAAAACCAAAACCACAACAGCGUCAGUGGCAGUGGCAGUGGCAGCGGCAGGUACAUCUAUGUGGGAAACGGAGUUGCUGGUGCUGGUGCUGGUGCUGGUGCUUCUGCUGCCGGCACAAAUGCAAGUGGAGAUGGCAUUAACUUUGAGCGACUGGCGCGCGAUUGCGGGGCUGACAGCAUGGACGAUGUGCAUGCUGCGGCGGCCAUGCUCUUCCUAAAACACGGACCAAAGGCCUUCACCGAGUCCUUUCAAAAUGGGGCCCCAGUGAUUACGAGUUCGCCGAGCGAGGAUCACACGUAUUCCGCGGGCGGCAAUAGCAAUGCGGACAGCGGCGCUUCCACACCUCUUAUGAAUGGCAAUAUCCUGGCGGGGCAGACACCAGCCCAGAUGCAGCUGCAGGCGCAGGCUAAUGCCGGCGCAGGAUCGGACAGCAAUUGCGCCAGCUCUGAUGCGGCCUACGACAGCAGCGAGGAGAAUCACAAUAUUACGCCCGAGGAGUUGGCCGAUCAGCAGCGACAUCGUGAUGGUGUCGACGCAUUGCUCUCACUGUCGCGCUCAUCCAUCGUUGAGUGCGGGUCGGUGGCCACCACGCACUACCACAGCAACGGGAGCAGCGGCAGCAGUCACGGCUCUCCGCACAAGCGCCCCUCCAGCCACAGUCUGGAGGAGGAGCACGAGCACCACCUCCUGCAACAGUACCAGCCACUGUUGUCGUCCACAUCACAGACUGUCUACACGAAUGGCAGCGGCAGCAAGAUGGCACUCCUCAGCAGUGCCGCCGCCAAUGUGGCGUUGGCCCAACAGCAGCAACAGCAGCAGCAGCAGCACCACCACCAAAUCCAUCAGAUGCACGUGAGUGGCAGCUACUUGACUGGGUUGAAUCAUUGCCUGCCCGCUGCAACGGGAGCUGGAGGACAGGCGGCCAUGUUACCCCAACAUCUCAGUGCUGCGAUGGCCAAUGCUGCGGUAGCAGCAGCAGCAGCGGCGGCAGCGGCCAAGAAUAAAGUGAAGCCUGUGCGGGGAUUGCGUACAAAGAUCAAGCGCAAGUCCGCAUGGAUGCGGUGAAUGUGGCGCCAGGCCGGAGGCCGCCGGAGGACCAUCUCCUAGCCCCUCUAUAGACACUCGCAUGUCCCCUCCAUGGCC